Messenger RNA from Pieris brassicae (large cabbage white), 3588 nucleotides. RefSeq names its product alpha-tocopherol transfer protein-like. The transcript has 6 exons. The coding region runs from base 126 to 1052 and encodes 308 amino acids. Gene Ontology annotation, molecular function: phosphatidylinositol bisphosphate binding. The record is from RefSeq and is a predicted model, not a curated record. Gene Ontology annotation, cellular component: membrane. NCBI's taxonomy places the organism in Eukaryota, Metazoa, Arthropoda, Insecta, Lepidoptera, Pieridae.
AUUCAAGCAAUGCGCGCGCAUUGCAAAUCGGUUUGGGUCGUGUCUGAGAAUCAUGCGCAGUGUUUUUACCGACGCUAAAGGUAGUGCUCGUCGCGUCGUUAUUCGCGUUAUUAUAAGAGAUCACUAUGCCAACUCCGGACUACAGCGUGGAGCUGGACCUGGGUGAGCCCCCUCCAGAGCUCCAGGAGUAUGCGAGAAGGGAAUGUGGAGAGGACCCUAAUACCAGAUUACAAGCAAUUCAUGAACUAAGAGAAAUGAUAUACGAACGCGGGGAGUGCACGCCACAACGGAUGGAUGACGCAUUCUUGAUAAGAUUCCUGCGAGCUCGCAAUUUUAUACCGCGAAGAGCACACAGGCUGAUGGUCAAUUAUUACCGUUUCAAGGAUGAAUACCCGGAAUUGGUUGAGAAUGUUUAUCCACUUGACUUCAGAAACAUUGGCGAUGCGAAUAUUUUGUCCGUCCCGCCUUACCGAGACCAAGAUGGCAGACGGCUUAUGUUGUAUAGAAUUGGUUGUUGGAAUACAAAAACAAUAGCAGUAGAUGAUCUAUUAAAGGCAACAAUAUUUGCAUUGGAGAUUGGUGUUAUGGAGAUUCGUACUCAGAUUUUGGGAGGAGUGGCCAUGUUUGACCUGGAAGAUAUUGGUAUACAGCACGCGUGGCAAGUCACACCCUCGGUUGCAUCUAAAAUCGUCAAGCUGUUAGUGUCCAGCUUCCCCGCUAACACACACGCGAUCCACAUUAUAAAUCAUUCCUGGGUCUUCGACAAAAUGUACAACAUAUUCAAGCCGUUUUUGACAAGAGAUAUGCGAUCUAGAAUCUUCUUUCACGGAUAUGACGUCAAAUCUCUUCACAAGCACAUCCGCCCAGAGUACCUACCGGAGAGGUAUGGUGGUGUCUGGCCAGACUUUAGCUAUACGGGUUGGCUGGAGUCUCUACGAAAUAACUACACCGUCGCCAAAGAAGUUAUAAGUUGUGGCUAUAAGUUUCGUGAAGAAGAGAUUGGUUCGGAUGUUGUAAGACGACUUCGUGAGGAGAAAAUCAAGUUAUAUUAGUAUAAACAAUGAGUAGUGUUGGCCUACUGGCUUCAGCGUGCCACUCUCACUGAGAUCGUAGGUUCGAUCCCCGGCUCUGUACCAAUGGACUUUCUUUCUAUGUGCGCAUUCAACGGUGGGGGGAAACUGUGAGUACACCGGCCUCGCCUUACUCAAGAAGUCGAUGGCAUGUGUGAGGAGCCUUAUCACCUAUUUGCCUAUUAGAUUAACAAAUGAUGAUGAAAAAGAUACGGAAAUCUGGGGCCUAGACCUAAAAAGGUCUAAGAUAGCGCCAUUGAUUUAUUUUAUUAGUGCAAAAAGUGUUUUAAGUGUCCUGUAUUAUUAGUAGUAGUAUUGGUUAGUAAUGUUUGAGUAAAUUUAGAUAAGCGCAGAAAUAAUUAAAAGAGAAAAGUUAGGGUAAGUCCUGUCCACUCUCUUUCUUUUCUCUUCUCACCCCUUGGCGAGAAGAGAAAGGUCAAGUCUAACUUGGCAUUCCGACGAUCACACUAUCUCUUUUUUGCUAAGCUCUCUGGAAGAUACUAAAAACAUAUGUAUCAGUUUUAAAAAAUUUAACUGCAUAUACGACCCCGAUGCAAAAUAGUUCGUCCAGUAUGGAAAGUGGUGCAAAGCGUAAAAUAAAGAAAGUAAAUAUUGGUAAAAUAAUUAACAGCGUUUAAUAAAAAGUAUUAUUUAAGUAUAUUAUUUUAACAUACCUGAAAUUUUUUCAUGACUUAACGCCACUGAUAACAAUGAUGAUCACGAGUAAACUUCAACCUCUUAUUUGAGAAGUCUUUGUGAAUCAUGUGCUUCCAUUGCAUUGUGAGUUUUCCAGCUCGACCACGACGAUUAUUUUUGAUAAUUUUCUUCAGGAUUCCGUUUUCUACUGCACUUGUGAUGCAAGGUCGACUAGUUCUAACAAGAAGUCGUUCUAUUAAUUUUAUAGUGUUGAAUGAUAUAUUGGACUGUAGACCUGGGAAGUCUAAAGUCUUUAGAUUUUUGGUAACUUGAUUUGCCAGCAUCGACCCCUCAAACUAUUCGCUUUCGAAGCUCUUCACACACGGGUUUGCCACGACCCAUUGUUAUUUUGAAACUAACGAAUUUUUACAUCGAUUAACAAAUAGACGAACUAUUUUGCUAUAUAAAUUUAAAAACCUAAAGUAGUUUAUUGAGAGUUAUAGAACAUCUUAAUACUUUAUAUAGAUAUACAAAAAUAAUGAAGUUUCGCACUAGACGAACUAUCUUGCAACGAGGCUCGUAGAUUGAUGCUCGUAGAUGGACCAUCUUUGAGAAUACACAAAAAAUAAGUUCCCUUUUUAAGUGUUAACUUAUUACGUAGAUAUAUAUACUGGUUAUCUAUGAUAUGCUCUGUUUAACGCAAUUAUAUACAUUUCAAUAAAAAAUAUAUUUAUUUAAAAUAUACAAUAUUUUAUGUUAUCACUGUUUGUAAAUUCCAAUAAAUAAUAGUAAUAUAAAUAAGUACGUAUAAUAAAAAUUAUUUUGGUAUUUUGGUUACCAAGUUUGGUGAUGAUUUCUUUCAUAAAUUAUUUUAAUGGUACCUAAUUUUUUUCGGAGUCCUGGUAGCGUUCAUAGAUGAAAGUGUGUGCCGCGUAAACGUAGCGUUGUCCUUAAAUAUUAUUUUAAUUAUAUCUGAGCUUUGAAGGCCAUAAGUUUGAACUAUAACUAUUAUUGACCAUGCUCAUACUUAUAAAUCGAUUGUAUGUAAGACAAUUUUAUUUUAUAAUAAUUAAAAUUAGCAGUCCAAAAAUCUGGGAAAAUUAAAAUAAAAUAUUUCUAUUGACAUACCCAUACAUUGGUAUAACUGGAUUAAGUUAACAAAAGGUUAGGUCUUGGUUAAGUUUGUGUUUUAGUUUAUGAUUUUUUUAGUUAAAGCGUCUAUUACGGAAAACAUUAUUAUAUAUGCAAAUUUUGUACCGUAAUAAGUAGUAAGCAUAAUAUAUAACUAGUUAUAAUAGAAAUAGAAAUAAGUUAAAGCUAUAUUCGUCAAAGGCCUGUGAUAAAAAUAUAUUAUUUCAAAUUGGUAGAUUAAAUAUCAUAAUACCAAUUUGAAUAGCUAUAAGAAAAAUACCAUACUUUAUUCGUAGAGAGUAUGAAUCAAUCAUUUCACUUACGUAGAGCCACAAGAGAUGGCGCUGUUAUUAAAUAAUAUUUUUAAAUAGAAAAUAAAUUGUAUUAAGUUUUGUUGUUUUAGUUUUAAAUAGACACAUUCGUAUAUAAUAAUAGUAGUAAUAAACGAAUAAAUAUCAGCGAGUAGACUCAUAGAGAAUUCCGGAAUAUGAUCAGUUGUCUUGAGUUGGAGGCUUUCGUGCAUUAGGCAGAUUAAAUAUAAUUACCGGUGCGAUAGCUCAACUAUUAGGUUAACGCCAUUUUAGUGUUAGCCUAGAGUUCCCUUUUGGAUGUUUAUUAGUUUUGUUGGGAUUAUUUAUUGUGUUGCUUUCUGGGUUCGUGCUUUGUUUUCUUUAUAUACCUAAAAUGUAUAGGAAUUGAUGUUUUGAAUUACGGAGUUUUCAAAUAAUAAAUAAACUUAUGGAUAAAAUAA